AUGUUGGAGGAAGACAAGGAGGCAAUCCGUAGGAUGAAAGCCGAUUUUGAGGCCAUUGCAGAAUUAACGGAAAGUGAGUUUAAGUUAAAUACGGGGUUUGCAAGACGCAUGAAUCACUACAGCGCCGUCUACACGGCUGCAACACGCACCACGAAUAUGCGAUCUUUUUCGGACGCCUUUGGUUAUUACGUGGAUGAACUUCUCUACACAGACUUUCAAGAGAUGCUGACACGAUAUCUGUUGAAGUACCGUGAUUUGCAAGACUCUUCACAGAUGCGGCUUUUUGUAAAAAUUUUGAAGCUGUGGAAUCACUACAAAGUGCUGAUGAAGUGGAACAUGAGGGCCUUUGCGUACCUUUCGAGAUUUUAUAUUGUCAACUGUUCAAAACCUUCCCUGCAGCAGGUUGCUCUAAACAUAUUUCUCGAGCAAAUAUUAAAAAAGAAUGUGCACGUUAUUAGUCGAGUAACACAAGAUCUUCUUUGUUUGGAAAGAAACGGUGAAAGCGUGAAUCGUGAUCAAAUUCGAGGCGCCAUUGAGUUAAUGUCUUCCGUCAGUGUUGAGAAGAAGGAUGAAAUAUACACAGAACAGUUUCUGAGGCCUUACAUGGCCUUGACGAAGAGCCAUUACGAGGGGCUUGUUACUGAAUGGAGCAAGUCAUUUGCCCCUUCCGAAUUACUGCGACAAAUAGAACAGGCCCAUAAUGAAGAAAAGGCUCGAUGCAUGUGUUACUUUUCACCAGAUGACCGGAAAAUAAUCAUGACACACGUCGAGGAAGUGCUGCUGGAGUCUCCAGCAACGGUGGAAAAGCUUCUAAAGUCUGAUGAUGGUUUUGUUGCUGCGUUAAGGGGCCGCGAUGAAGCUCUCCUGGAAAAGUACUACAAUUUGCUGUCAUGUCGGACCAAAUGUCUUGCGUACUUGUCAAAUUUAAUGCGAGAUGAAAUUAUUGCGGAGGGAAAAGAGCGAUUGCUGCAGCAUGAUUCCCAGAAGAAAGAGAUGGACUUUCGAUCUUGUGUUGGGGAUAUGCUUCAGUUACAGGACGACUUUAUGCAACUUCUUGCCCGUUGCUUUAAUAGCAAUGCCAUUAUGAUGAAGUCCAUGAGGGAGGGUCUUGAAAAGGUCUUCGGUGGCAGUGUUCAUGCGUCAAGGGGACCGCAGCGGUCUGUACCAUUUAGUGAAUUGCUGGCGUACUACGUCGAUGCCGUUCUUCAGGGAAACGAGGGCUCCACGGUUGAAGAAAAUUUAGAGAAGGCCGUUGCGGCUCUUGCUUACGUGACGGAUCGAGACACUUUCUUGGCGCAUUCACGUGAACUGUUGGCUCAAAGAAUUCUUUUCCCGCGUAAAAAAAUGGAUGAAGCUACAGAACGAUCUCUUAUUCAACGUAUUAGUCAGCGCUGCGGUGUAUCAAGUACGAGCUAUCUCGAAGGAAUGCUUCACGAUGUUGAUAUUGCCGAGGGGUUUGGGGUCACCGAGAAGCUUGAGGCUGUCGGCAAGGCUCCAAAUUUUGCAUUUAGUGUCCUUGUUUUGAAAAAAGGGAUUUGGCCUCCACGGAUUCAGGGUGAGUGCUUUGUGCCACCCCGCGUGAUCCAAGAGAAGUUGAGUGCAUUCCAGAAAAUUUAUCUCGAGGGGACAACUGGGCGCGUCCUCACCUGGUCUUACUCUAACAGUAGUGGAGAUGUCUGUGCGGUGUUUAAGAAGGGUGUCAAAAUUCUCUCCAUGACCGGCAUACAGUGCUGGGUCGUGUUAGCAUUUAAUGAAUUGAAUGAGUUGACCCCAAAUGAUAUGAUGAGCCUCUUUGGCAUGUCUUUGGAGGAUGCAAAGCCCGCUUUGCUCCCUCUUUUGAAGUGCUCAAUCCUCCGUGGGGAGUCCGACGCUACCACAAUUCAGCCGCAAGCGAAAUUUUUUAUUAAUGAGGACUUCUCAAGCAAAUGGAAAAAAGUGCGGGUGCCCAUGCCAACUUGUCGGCGUGAUGGCCUCCUCCAUGGCGAGGAGAUAGCGAAGAAAAUUGAAGAAGAUAGGAGACCCGCGAUCGACGCUUGUUUGGUCCGAAUUAUGAAGAGUCGUCGUGUCUUGAGUCAUUCAAGUCUUGUGGAAGAAUGUCAUCAAAAGCUCUCACAACUGUUUUCGGCCGAUCAAAAGUUGAUCAAGCAACGAAUCGAAGAGCUUAUAAGAAAAGAAUACAUUGAACGCGAUCAUAAAAAUCCCUCAGUGUACCAAUAUACAGCAUGA
Trypanosoma cruzi is the source of this 2226-nucleotide messenger RNA. Its product is annotated as cullin, putative. The transcript has a single exon. Gene Ontology annotation, cellular component: cullin-RING ubiquitin ligase complex. Gene Ontology annotation, molecular function: ubiquitin protein ligase binding. Bases 1 to 2226 code for a protein of 741 amino acids. NCBI's taxonomy places the organism in Eukaryota, Euglenozoa, Kinetoplastea, Trypanosomatida, Trypanosomatidae. The record is from RefSeq and is a predicted model, not a curated record. Gene Ontology annotation, biological process: ubiquitin-dependent protein catabolic process; protein ubiquitination.